Plasmodium cynomolgi strain B is the source of this 969-nucleotide messenger RNA. RefSeq lists its product as hypothetical. NCBI's taxonomy places the organism in Eukaryota, Apicomplexa, Aconoidasida, Haemosporida, Plasmodiidae. The transcript is spliced from 2 exons. The coding region runs from base 1 to 969 and encodes 322 amino acids. The record is from RefSeq and is a predicted model, not a curated record.
AUGGUGAAUCUAAAAAAUAUCCUCAUUCGCUCGUGCGUGGUAGUAGUGACACUGCUGACGGAGGAAGUGAAACAUAAAUUAGGAUUACCACUCAUCCUGUUUGUAAACACACAGGGAAUAAAGGCAAAUGAUUGGUUUAAUGAUUGGAAAAAUGACAUGGUAGGAGAUUGGGAGAAGAGCUUCCUCAACGGAAUUGAAAAAAAUUGGUCAGGAGGAUGGAGGAAGGAUUUAUUAAGUAUCUUUCAAAAUGGAUUUCAAAAUAGCUGGCUAGGAGGAAUCAAAAACGACAAUAUGUUAAGGGAUUCUAUCAGCAUCAUACUUGCACAUGCACCAAAAAGAAACAGACAAAUUAUUAAUGAACAUAUUAACGAAUUGCUAAGUGGAAGAUAUAAUGAAAUAAACCCAAAAAAUCUACUACAUAGAAUAUCAAAUAUUAUCAAAAAUGGAAAAGAAAAAAGCUUAUGUGACGAUAAUAAGUCCUUCAUUAUUAUAGAAACUAUUAAUUUUUUAAUUAGAAAUAUAACAAAAAAUUUGAAUGGAUGUCAAUUACAAGUGAAAGCAUCAGAUGUAUCCAAUAUAACUAAUGGUUGCCAAUCUGAUAUGGAUAAACAAAUAAUUUUUGAUGAUCAGAAACCUGAUGAGAUGGUACAUGCAACAAAUGGGUUACAGCUCUCCCCAAGCAAUAGAUUCUUUAGUAGUCUUUUACAAUGCUCCGUUGGUAACCUAGGUUCAGGGGAGAAAACUAUGAUAUGUGUGCAGGAAGAGCUAGCCAAACGGAACUUAAAGCUUUCCGAUACUUGUUCUACUUGCUUUAAAGAAUCAGUCGAUUGUGGCAAGUCCAACUGCUGGCUCCCCUGCCUAUUCGGCAAUCCCUGCGCGGACAGAUGCUACCAGUGCGCCUUGGACAGCUGCAAUAAGGAGCUCAUUCGAUGUAGUGGUUUGGAGAACCUCCCCGCUGCCUGCUCAUGA